UUUAAAUCUCAAAUCAAUGACAUCCAAAAAGCUCUGUAUUAUCCCAAAAAUGCCAGACCGCGGGCGAGAGCGGGAACGAAAACGAAGGCGACGUUAUUCUGACGAAGAAGAUGAUGAUAAUGGCUUCACAGGAUGGAAGCUUGGUUUGGUCGUCGGGGUGAUCGUUGUAUGUUUUGCUAUGCUUUAUCCAACAGUAAUUCACCCGAUGUUGAUGGGAUUCAUGGGACGCAAAGAACCUCCGCGGCCAACACCAUCUCGACCUCCAGUGCAUCCAGGAAUGGGAGGACCAGCCAUGCAUGCAAGACCUGGUGGAGGAAGAGGUGACAUCCAUCCAGCUAUGAGAAUGGCCCAGCAACAGGCUGAAACCCAAUCUGGCGGACGAGGGAUGUUCACGUGGAUGUUACCAUUAUACACUGUCGGAGUAGUCAUAUUCCUUUUGUAUACGUUGUUUAAGACAAAGAGCAAGAAAAAGCGACGUUCUCGCUAUGACGAUUCCGAAUAUUCAUCUGAUGAUGGGGAUGAAUACAAUGACAGGCUAAAAAAGAAAAUCGGGAAGCGGAAAUUGCGCGGAUUGCAAGAACGUCUGCAACAAACAGAAGAAGCCAUGAACAAAAUAUUGGAACAACUGGAAGCCGUUCAGGCGGCAGGAGCAUUGGUCGAAGGGGAACAGGACACGGCGACUAAAACAGGCGAAAAUAAGGAAAACUCUGAGCCAAAGCCAAACCUAAACGCUAAGAACGAUCAAUAUAUUAAUGAUUUGGAGAAAGCACUAAGAGAUUUCAAGGUGCUGUCAGAUGCUUACGAAGAAGAAAAGGGGUUGCGAAAGAAACGACGCUCAGGAAGUGAAGACGACACCAGCACGGAAGAGUUGAUUUCUGGAUCGGAUGAAGAAGAAUCUGAGGAAGAAGAAGAGGAGCAGACUAGAAAGAAGAAGAAACACACGAAAAAGCACAGCGACGACUCGGAGGAGGAGAGUAAUGGAAAAGGGAAGAAGAAAGCGCAAAAGAAGAAGCGAAAGGAGGAAAGCGAUGAGCACGAAGAUGAGCAGCAGGAACUAACCGAAGAGACAAACCUCCUGGAGGAAGAGUCCGAGCCGUCAAGGGCUACCCAACCAUCCUCGAAGAAUGUCCGACGGCGCGCUAGGAAAGUCUGAGAUCUAGUCAAAACUGAUUCUUUUUGUACAUAUUCACAUGCAGAAGCUGAUAUUAGUUUGUUGCAAAUAAGUCACAACUCGCCAGUGUUUGUUCCAUUUCUGUGUCACAACAAUAACUCGCAUUCGAAGGAAGUAGGCAGCUCUUCCUAUGUACACUCCAAGUGCCAUGCCCAGCAUCUCGAAUCUCCACGCCGUCGUUACAGUUACUCUUUAAAUAAAAGUUCAGC
Cylicocyclus nassatus is the source of this 1380-nucleotide messenger RNA. The record is from the annotation of a GenBank genome assembly. Lineage: Eukaryota; Metazoa; Nematoda; Chromadorea; Rhabditida; Strongylidae.